UCCUUCAGCCAGCGGGAUGUGAGGGAGCUGCGCAUCGCUUACCAGCCACCCAUGGAAGACUCUGAUCGGGAGCGUCUCUUUGAGCUCGAGCUGGAGGUGUUGGACCCAGAGGGUGCUGCCUCAGAGCCCUUCGCCUUUGUCAUUGUGGUGAAGCCCAUGAACACCCUGGCACCUGUGGUGACUCGCAACACUGGCCUUGUUCUUUAUGAGGGGCAGUCACGUCCUCUCUCAGGCCCUGGUCCCAGCCCUAACCUGGUGAUCAGUGAUGAGGAUGACCUUGAGCAGGUGCGGUACCAGCAUGACGGCAGCGAGUCUCCACUCAGUGACAAUCUGGUGCUGCGUUUGGAAGAUGGUGGCUCUCGCCACCGUGUGGAGUUCCUUUUCCCCAUUACCCUGGUACCCACCGAUGAUCAGCCACCCCUACUCAACGCUGACACAGGGCUGGAUAUGGCUGAGGGUGAAACAGUGCCCAUCACUACCCGUGCUCUUAGUGCCACUGACAUUGAUUCACAGGAUGCUGUCCUGCUUUUCACAGUGGAGUCUGGCCCCACUGCUGGGCAGCUCCUCCUCCGUCAAGCACAACCACCUCCUGGCUGGGAGGAGGAGGAAGAAGAUGAGGGCUUUUCUUGGAGGGGUGUACCAGGUUUAGCAGGGAGCUCCGUAAUUUAUGAAAAGCCAGUGAGAGAGUGGCUGCAACAGGAUAUUGUGGAAGGGCGUCUUUAUUACCACCACUUCGGGCCCCACAGCCCUGGCCCUGGGGUUGUGUUGGACCAGUUUGUCUUCAGAGUCCAGGAUGACAAUGACCCACCCAACCGCUCUGGACCACAGACUUUUGUGAUCCGGGUACAUCCUGUAGACAGAUUAGCCCCAGAGCUUCACAGUAGCAGCAGCCUGCACUUAAUAGUUGCAGAACAGCAGGUGACCCCGCUGAGAAGGAAGCAUCUGUGUUAUACAGAUCAGGAUUCAGGGGACCAUGAACUCCGCUACUCAGUCACCCAGCCCCCCACUGACACUGACACUAACCACCCUCCAGAUUUAUAUGGAGGCCGCCUUGGAUCCCUCGUGCUGACUGAGGAUCAUUCUGUGGAAGUUACCCACUUCACCCAAGCCCAGAUCAACCAUCACAAGAUCUCAUACCGUCCUCCACAGGAAGAACUUGGGGUGGCUCCUCAUUUGAUUCAGUUUCAGUAUCAAGUGCAAGAUGCAGCUGGGAAUGCAGCCAAAGGGACUUUCACCAUCUACCUUCAGCCUGUGGAUAACCAGCCUCCUGAAAUCACUAAUACUGGCUUCACUUUGCCUGAGGGAGGCAGCCAUGUCGUUAGUCCAACUGAGCUGGAUGCCACUGACACAGACACGGAACUUGCCCGUCUCAGAUUUGUCCUGACCCAAGCUCCUCGGUAUGGCCAGUUGCAGCUUUCUGGGUACAGUUUGUUUGCAGGAGGUGUCUUUGGCCUGGAGGAUAUCAGACAAGGCAGGGUAGUGUAUGUGCACAGUGGAGCUGAGGCAAACAGUGAUACUUGCAGGCUUGAUGUGAGUGAUGGGGUUCAUUUUGUGCCCAUCACGCUGAAAAUGAAUGUGCACCCCGUUGAUGAUGAGGUUCCUAUGCUACGGUUGCCCCCAGGCACUCUUGGUUCCUACCUAGAUGUACUGGAGAAUGGUGCAGCUGAAAUCACUGCUAAUGUCAUUCAGGGCACGGAUGAGGAUACAGAUGACUUAAUGUUGACUUUCAUUUUAGAGGAUCCUCCUCAGCAUGGGAACAUCCUGGUUCGAGGGGUGCCUGCAGAUAGAUUUUCCCAGAGAGACCUGCUAGAUGGUGCUGUGGUAUAUACUCACACUGGUGGUGAAAUAGGCCUUCUGCCCAAAGAAGAUACCUUCAACCUUACCUUGUCUGACAUGUCCAAGGAGUGGAGCAUCAGAGGAAAUGUUGUUCAAGGAGUUUCAGUCUUGGUGACCAUUCUUCCUGUUGACAGUCAAGCCCCGGAGAUUUUUGUGGGGGAGCAGUUCAUGAUAAUGGAAGGUGACAAACGAGUCAUUACUCCUGCUCACCUGAGGGCUGAAGAUGUGGAUACUCCUAGUGAUGAUAUACUCUGCACCAUUGUUGCUCAGCCCGCAUCUGGGUAUGUAGAGAACAUCUCUCCAGCCCCAGGAUCUGAAAAAUCCAGAGCAGGUAUAGCUAUAAGUGCUUUCACCUUGAAAGACCUCCGUCAAGGACAUAUUUUUUAUGUCCAAAGUAUACACAAGGGUGUAGAACCUGUUGAAGACAGAUUUGCUUUCCGCUGUUCUGAUGGCAUUAACUUUUCCCAAAGGCACUUUUUCCCCAUUGUCAUUAUGCCCAUCAAUGAUGAAGAGCCUGAAAUCUUUGUGCGAGAGUUUGUUGUGAUGGAAGGCAUGAGCCUCGUUAUUGAUACCCCUAUCCUCAACGCAGUUGACGCAGACAUCCCUGCUGAUAAGUUAAUGUUUACAAUCACUAGACUUCCCAGGCACGGCCACAUUGUGAACCAGCUGCUCAAUGGAACUGUCCUGGUGGAGAGCUUCACCUUGGACCAGAUAGCAGAGACCUCAAACAUACUCUAUGAACAUGAUGACUCUGAGACAAAGGAGGACAGUUUUGAGGUGAAACUCACAGAUGGUAAACAUACCAUUAGGAAAGUGGUACUCAUCAUGGUUAUUCCUGUAGAUGAUGAGACACCAAGAAUGGCCAUCAAUGAUGGUUUGGAGAUCGAAAUAGGGGAAACUAGAACUAUUAAUAAUAGAAUAUUAAAAGCUACUGACCUAGAUUCUGAAGACAAAACUUUGACAUAUAUUAUAAGAUACGGGCCAGGACAAGGCAUCUUACAGAGAAUGAAGUCUUCAGGUGGAGCUGAGAAUAUCACCCUGGGGAUGAACUUCACCCAAGAUGAAGUGGAUAGAAACUUAAUUCGAUAUAUGCAUUUUGGCCAAGAAGGAGUUCGUGAUCUUAUAAAGUUUGAUGUGACAGAUGGAAUAAAUCCUCUCAUUGACCGCUACUUUUAUGUGACAAUAGGUAGCAUUGAUAUUGUCUUCCCAGAUGUCAUCAGCAAAGGAGUUUCUUUGAAGGAAGGAGGAAAAGUAACCCUUACUACUGAUUUGCUUAGCACCAGUGACCUGAAUAGUCCAGAUGAGAACUUAGUUUUCACCAUUACCAGAGCACCUGUUCGUGGUCAUCUUGAAUGCACAGAUCAGCCUGGGGUACCCAUCUCCACUUUUACUCAACUCUUGUUAGCAGGCAAUAAAGUCUAUUACAUUCACACUUCGGAAGAUGAGGUGAAAAUGGACAGCUUUGAAUUUGAGGUGACCGAUGGUUAUAACCCUGUAUUUCGUACUUUCAGAAUUUCUAUCAGUGAUGUAGAUAAUAAGAAACCUGUUGUUACAAUCCAUAACCUGGUGGUGAGUGAAAAUGAAUGCAAACUGAUAACCCCAUUUGAACUGACUGUGGAAGACAGAGAUACACCUGAUGCAUUGCUAAAAUUUAUCAUCACUCAAAUACCAGUUCAUGGUCAGAUCAUGUUUAAUAACUCCAAACCAGUCACCACCUUCACUAAACAAGAUCUCAAUGAAAAUCUAAUCAGCUACAAACAUGAUGGCACAGAAUCAGUUGAGGAUAGCUUCUCUUUCACUGUUACGGAUGGCACUCAUACCGAUUUCUAUGUCUUUCCCAAUACUGUGUUCGAAACAAGGAAACCUCAGACUAUGAAGAUUCGAAUAAUGGCCGUGGACAACAGUGUACCUCAAAUCGUAAUAAAUAAGGGUGCUCAGACUCUUCGUAUUCUGGCCACAGGUCACAUUGGGUUUCUGAUUACCAACAAGGUGCUUAAAGUGGAAGACAGGGACAGUUUGCACGCUACUCUUAAGAUCAGAAUCACAGAGGCUCCGCGCCAUGGCUUCCUGAUCCACCUGGGGAAAGGCAACCAUAGCAUCAGCCAGUUCACCCAAGCUGAUAUUGAUGAUAUGAAGAUAUGUUAUGUUUUACGAGGGGGUGACAAUGCCACCAGUGACAUUUUUCAUUUCAUUGUUGAAGACAGUGUUAUGAUUGCCUACUUCUUUAAAGGUUCCAGCUGCUCAUAUGGACACGUUGUUUCUGAUGUACACGUUGCAGAGUUCAAGUUCUGA
This is a messenger RNA of Apaloderma vittatum (bar-tailed trogon), 4128 nucleotides long. Its product is annotated as FRAS1-related extracellular matrix protein 2-like. Lineage: Eukaryota; Metazoa; Chordata; Aves; Trogoniformes; Trogonidae. The annotation marks the transcript as partial. The record is from RefSeq and is a predicted model, not a curated record. The transcript has 4 exons.